Messenger RNA from Phycomyces blakesleeanus NRRL 1555(-), 717 nucleotides. RefSeq lists its product as hypothetical. Bases 1 to 717 code for a protein of 238 amino acids. The record is from RefSeq and is a predicted model, not a curated record. The transcript has 10 exons. Lineage: Eukaryota; Fungi; Mucoromycota; Mucoromycetes; Mucorales; Phycomycetaceae.
AUGUUUUCUCUCUUUUCUCUCUUUCCAACAUUUAUUAUAUUCACAGAUUUUCUUGACACUCGUGUUUUGUUACCUUCUGAUGCAUCCCCUUCACAAUGUCCAUCCGGAUUAGCUAAGGCCAUAUCGCCGAAAUUACUCUCUACUAUUAAACACGGUUAUGAACACGAUGAACCUCCCUCUCAUGAGCACAUCGCGAAUCAAGAACUUUCAUUUCAUACGAGUGUCAUUGACAUGACAAUAUUAGCGUCUCCUAUGUACUCUCUUGGUCUGCAAAUAAAUCCUUUUGCUUCGGGUAGUAUAUUGAGUACUAUGGUUCGCAUUCAUGACGCCUUUUCUUUUUGUCUCUGUGCAUGUGGUAAAAACCCAUAUACAGAAAAUGCAAACACAUCCUACUAUCCUGCUGUUCUGACCUUUUCCUAUGUUCGAAAGUUGGUCUUACCACCUAUGAUUGUUGAGUUAACCCAUGUGAGGAUACUUUGCCCAUUUUUGUUGCAUUGCUCAAAGACUGUCUUGAUUGCAAUGCGGGCAAUUCUGGCAGCUACCCUGUAUAUCUUAAAAGCAGCUUCCUUGUUACCUCCAGCGUCUGUCUCAGGUUUUCAAAUGUCCCAAACAGCUUUUUUGGUGCCCUGUUGCUCUGCUCUAUUUUCCAGAGUUGACAGAAAAUUGUCACUCUUUUGUGGAGGAGCAGGUUGGGGUCCUUGUGAACUAUUGAUCUAA